Molecule: messenger RNA, 1197 nt
Organism: Nerophis lumbriciformis (worm pipefish)
Lineage: Eukaryota; Metazoa; Chordata; Actinopteri; Syngnathiformes; Syngnathidae
Source: RefSeq, a predicted model, not a curated record
AUGACGGGCAAACAAGGCGCGGUGUUGUCGGGAACUUUGAACCCCGUGGAGACGAGAAAAGCUCCUCUGGGUGUCAAUGGAGGCAACGGCAUCAACAACCAGCAGCAGCCGGCCAAGGCCACCGUCAUCCAUCCGCCCAGCAGGUGCACGGGCUUCGGCAUCCAGGAGAUCCUGGGGCUCAACAAGGAGCCGUCCGCGGCCCCGAGGAGCCCGCUCAGCUCCUUGCCGGCCGGGGCGCACCUCAUCGCGGCCAGAUCUGUGCUGGGACACGCCGGUGUGGGUGUCGGGAUGGGAUUAAUCGGCACCGCUGGGAUUCCGGCGUUUUACAGACAGCCCGCGUUUUUGGAGGGAGUGCUGGACCCGCAAGACGUUCGCCUACAGCCGCACAACACCUCCUCUGCGGGGGGGAUGGAUGCAGGACAGUCUGCAAGCUCGGACUCUGAAGAUUUGUCUUCAAGUGAAAGAAAAGUGUCCAAGUCUUCAAUAGCUCAGAGCAAGAAACGCAAGAAAAGACGUCACAGGACCAUAUUCACGUCGUAUCAGUUGGAGGAGUUGGAGAAGGCCUUUAAUGAGGCCCAUUAUCCUGACGUGUACGCACGAGAGAUGUUGGCCAUGAAAACAGAAUUGCCUGAAGACAGAAUACAGGUGUGGUUCCAGAACCGUAGAGCCAAAUGGAGGAAGAGAGAGAAGUGCUGGGGUCGUAGCACUGUCAUGGCCGAAUAUGGUCUCUACGGGGCAAUGGUCAGACAUUCCAUCCCACUACCUGAGUCCAUCCUCAAGUCGGCUAAGGAUGGCAUCAUGGAGUCCUGUGCCCCCUGGUUGCUAGUUCAAGAUGGCUUACCGAUCAACAGACGCUAUUCUAAAUCUGAAUACCCGCAACUCUUUGCAGGGAUGCACAAAAAGUCCAUGGAGACUCCGCCGCCCCCUCAGCCGGCGGCCGCCAAGUGCGACGAGUCGCCGCCGCCGCCUAGCUCUCGGCGGACCGAAGACUCUGAGCCGGAGGAGAGGAGGUCGAAGGGCGAGUUGGCCAUUUCUAAAGAGGAACUGAGAGAGAACAGCAUCGCAGCCCUCAGGGCCAAAGCGCAGGAGCACAGCGCCAAAGUGCUCGGGACAGUGCGUCACGACAGACUGGAUGAGGACGAACGGGAGAAAACCUCUACUCCGCGUAGUCCCGCGGAUGACAGGCACAGCCCGUAA